Molecule: messenger RNA, 730 nt
Organism: Paramecium sonneborni
Lineage: Eukaryota; Ciliophora; Oligohymenophorea; Peniculida; Parameciidae
Source: the annotation of a GenBank genome assembly
CACGUAUUAUGAAAGUGUUAAUUUAUUAUUUCUUAUCGAUAUAAUAAUUCAAAAAAUAUUAAGAAAAAUAAGGACUAAAAGUGAAAUUCCAUAUUCUAGACAUUAUUUAAUUUGAACAUUGAAAUGACAUGAUAAUUGAAAUAAUUGAAUAGAGUUUGCAAAAUUAGAAUAGAGGAUCAGUAAAUAGAAAUAGAACAUCAGUAGUAUGGAUGUACUGGAGAUAUAGUAUAAAUGCUUAAUUAAGAAAUGCAGAAAAAAAAUAUAUUUUUAAUUAAAAAUAGUCUAAUAUUAAAAGAUUUCAUGAAGCCAACUUAUGCUAAUUAAAAUGGUGUGGUAAGUGUAUUGAGUAGUAAUUCAACAUAGAGUAGUCCAAUAAGUAUUAGUGAAUUGAAUGAUUCAAUUGAAUACUAUAUAGACUAAAAGGACUAUAAGACAGAAGUUGAGAUAGUGAGGUAUUUGAAUAGUUUGGGAGUACGAACAAAAACUGAUCCUCUGAUAAAAGAACAUAAAUAUUGGAAAGAAAGAAAAGAGAAGAGUUAGAUUUUAUUAGAGAGUAUGAUGAACUCUUCUUCUGAAAGAUUAGUGUUAAAUCCAAGUGUAAAUAGAUUGAUGAGAAAGAGUAUACCUCUAAUUUCUAGGAAUUCAAAUAGUCCCUAUUUCUUACUGGAUUAAUUAUGAUUCUCCUUUUUAUCAAAUCACAAAUAUCUAUCUCAAAAUAACUGAAUUCAAU